GCGAUUUCCAAACUUUUUGUUUGUCCGGAUUUUUGUUUACAGCCGAAGUAAAUAAAUGUAAAGCAACGUUUAGCUGGCGUUGCUUGAUGCUGGCAGUAGCUACCCGUAUAAACAUUACAUUUCCUUUUUAGUUCACAGACGUGUUCACAGUAUAUUCGACACUAACUUCGGUACUACAGACGAUGAAAAUGUCUGGAGAAAGUGACAUAUUGACAUGGAGAGAUGGGUUCCGUAUUGUAGAUCUUGGGGAGCUAGCGAGGCAGAUGUAUUGCAAGCAUUGCAAAUCGCUUCUAGACCUGAACCAGACGGAGAAGGAGACCAAAAUGGGUCUGGCAAGUAUACUAACUGUCGUCUGUCAUUGUGGCUGCAACAAUGACAUUCAUACAGCCAAACAAAAAAAUACUGAAGGGACUUCCUUAGUCCACACGAUCAACAUUAGUGCAACAAUAAGUAUCAUGCGCUGCACAUUAACCUGUGAUAUAGUUCAUUUGUUUCUAACCAGCUUGGGAAUACCUCUACCGUCUGCAGAUAAACUUGGUAAAUAUUUUCCAUCUCUCUUAAGUUCACCUUUGGAUGCUGAUGAAAUAACACCUGACAACAGACAGCUUAAACCCUGCCAUAACGAAAGUUUGGGAGAAAGAGAGGCAAAAGAGACAUUGGCUCAAGAAGUGGAUCUUGAUCACAGCCAUCAGACCUGUUCUUCUGGUCAAGCACAUUCAAAGAAGUUAUCCUUGACAAUUGAACAAUCCAUUAAAUCACCAGUCUGUUUUAAGAGCACAAAGAGCACUGAUGUUCUGGUCUCUAACUUGGAUCUGCUAAAGAAUUUGAAAAAUGUGGAACCUGUUUCAAAUAGUAUGAUUUCCUGUUUAUUAAGCAGUGGUGAACAACAUAUAAAUUCUGUGCAGAAACAAGGGAGAGGAUCAUCCACAGAUGCCUCCUUACCUUCAUCCACCGGCAAGCACAAGAAAUUAUCCCCAGCACUUAAGCAGAGAGAAGGCUGGCCAAAGACCAAAACUACAAGAAAGGACCCUCCAAUUAAGCCACACAAAUGUGAGCAGUGUGAUGCUGCUUUCAAAGCUCCAAGCUCUCUUAAAGUACACAUGCGCAUUCAUACUGGUGAGAGACCUUACAUAUGCAAUGACUGUGGAGCAACUUUUGUGCAAGCAGGAGGCUUGAUGUCUCAUAGGCGCCGUCACACUGGAGAAAGACCAUACAUGUGUGAUGUUUGUGGUUUUACCUGCCUGCAGCCAGAUGGCCUGCGAAAACACGUUCGAAUUCAUACCGGAGAAAGACCAUUCAAGUGCGAGUCUUGUGGCGCUGCCUUCAAGCAGUCCAGUAACCUGAUUGUACACAAGCGUAUCCAUACAGGUGAGCGGCCAUUUGUUUGUGAACAGUGUGGAAAAUCUUUUGCCUGUGCUAGCACAUUAAUUGGUCAUGGCUACAGCCACAUCUCAGACAAGCAGUUCGCAUGUGAUUGGUGCAACAAGAGGUUCAAGAAAAUAAAGGACUUGAAGAUACACAAGAAGAAAACUUGCAGGGCAAAGAAGAAACUAUCAGACAACCUAGGAGGGAAUAGUUCAGUCAGCACUGAGCUCGGAGAAAGCAGUAGUAACAGACAGGAAGUGUGGGAAGAUGGAUGCCUACCAUACAUAUCAUUUUGCCUAUUGCCGAACCAGUUGAUUUCGGGGGCAUCAAACUUUCACACAUUGUACAUCUGUGAGCGUAAACAAGGGCUAAACUUACUAAAUCUUAUCACAAUGACUUGGAGGGAAGGCCACAGAAUUGUAGACAUGUGCGAACUGGCUCGGCAGAUGAACUGCACAGACUGCGGGUCACUGUUAGAUUUGAAUCGAACGAAAGGGGAGAGAAGAGCAGGGCUGGCAAGUGUACUGUACGUGGGCUGCCAGUGUGGUGUCAUGAAUCAAAUUCACACGAGCAAAAAGCAUUCUGCUAAAGGGAUGAGGACGGCUUAUCUCAUCAACAUUAACGCUACUAUCGGUGUGCAACGUUGCAAAUUGAUAACAGAGCAGGCAUGCAAGUUUUUGAGAGGAUUAGGCAUCCCAGCAACCAAAGAAAUAUUUGACACCUCUGUGAAAGAGACCAUAACACUAAAUUUAGACACUAAAUUUCCCCAUGUUAAAGAAACUUGCAGCACUGAUCAGCCUCAAUUAAGAUGUGAAAAUGAUCCAUGUUUUGAAAUUUACCAGGCUGGGACUCAAGAGGAUGCAGGUGUAUUAGAGUCUAAUAACAUCUUGCAUGAUCAUAGUUAUGGUGUGACUGCAAACACGCUAGUGCCAACAGUGAAGUCAGAAGAACACACAGAUGAGCUAACAAGUGUUAAAAAGUCUCAGGAGGCUUGGCGAUGUCGGGGACACAGUGGUAAAAGAGAUGUCAGAGAGGAGGAAGACCUUCCAGAUUUGGGUGAAACUAAUGUUCUAGAAACACAGAUUCCUUUUGAGAGAAAGAGGGAGGUAGAGAUACCAAAACCAGUAGAAUCUGAAAAAACAGAGCAUGUUAAUGUUCAAAGAGGCAUCAGUCAUACUGCACAUGACAACACUGAGCGCAGUGAAGAAAAAGAGAGGAAGACUGUCAAGUCAUCUACACCCAUGGAAUCUGAUGCUUAUUCCUUUGCCAUGCCAUUAUGUGUGAUUGAAACAACUGGGCAGCCCCACACAGAUACCAGAAACAACCCUUUCAUCCUUGAUGCAAACAAAAAAAAUCUUCCACCAUUUCCUCAAGCAAAUCACAGGAGGACUUGUGCCCAAAGGCGAGGCAUAAAAAUGUAUGUUGUAAAUGAUUUGUGUGCUCCCUUUAAAUGUGGGGAAUGUGGCGCUAGGUUUGCAUUGGCAAAAGCACUGACAAUACAUAAAAAGGUUCACUGUAACGGAUUCUCCAAUCUCAUCAUUAAAAGUGAUAGACAAGAGCAUUCCGUCAAAAAUGAUGAGACACAAAGGGAAGACGCUCAGAAAAGAGACGAUGAAACCAGCAAAGAGUCUGACAUAAAGUUUCAGGAAACAGCUGAGAAUAUCAACUGUCAUUCUAUUAAACAAACUGACUCCAGUCAGAAAGAGUCUUGCCCACCUGCUAAUGAUCCUUUCGUAGCAGGUGAGAUGCAGACAAGUGAGUCUGAAGCAAUGUGCGAUGUUUUCAAGUGUGCACAAAUCGAAGAUCAACCAGCAGAGAGUUGCGAGGACUGUUGUGCUGGAGAAAAAUGCAAAAAGUGCAGCGCUACCUUUAGCCUAUCUAGCACUUUAGAAAAACAUUUGAAAGCACACCUUGUUGAAAGACUUUUCCCUUGCCUGGAAUGCAGUGCUAAAUUCAGCAAGAAAAGAGCUUUAAAAAAUCAUAUGGCAAGGAUUCAUGCAAAGAGAAAGACAUUUUCUUGUCCAGAAUGCCUUGUUACCCUAAGCACAUCAAACAGUUUGAAGAAUCAUAUCAGGAUACACACAGGUGAAAAGCCCUUUCAGUGUGAAAUUUGUAAAAAGUUGUUCAGAGAAUGCAGUGCCUUAAGAAAACAUUAUAUGCGAACACAUAGUGGAACUUUGUCACAUGUUUGCCAAGAUUGUGGGAAGAGUUUUCCUUUUGUUUAUGAACUGAAUCAGCAUCGAAUUAUUCACACUGGCCAGAAAACCCACACCUGCCAAGAAUGCAAAGCUACUUUCACCUAUGCCAGAAGUUUAGCUCUGCACAUGAGAAUUCAUACAGAUGAGCGCUCCUUCUCAUGUGAAAUUUGUCAAAAAUCAUUCAGACAAUCAAGUCAUUUGAAAGCACACCUUAGGACGCAUAGCAAAGAAAGGUCAUUCCUCUGUGAAGAUUGUGGGAAGACAUUUGCAAGUAAAGAUUACUUAGUUGUUCAUUAUAGAACUCACACUGGAGAGAGACCCUAUAAAUGCCCUUCCUGUCCGGCAUCAUACAGUCAACGUGGAUGCCUUCACCAUCAUAUGAGAAUACAUACAGGUGAAAUGUUUUUGUGUGAUAUUUGUCAAAAGUCAUUCAGAAGUUUACAGUAUCUUAAAGAGCAUAAAAAUAUACACAGUGGGGAAAAAUUCCUUUGUCAGGAUUGUGGAAAAACUUUUUUUAGCAAAUUGCGAUUACAAACUCACCAAAAAAUCCAUGAAGGGUCAUCUGACAACAAAACGAAGAAGACAUUUUCUUGCGAAUUAUGCAGUACCACCUUCACGUUAGCGAGCAAUUUAUAUCGGCAUAAAAAGAUUCAUAUGGGCAUCAAACCCUAUUCUUGUGUUAUUUGCCACAAGCCAUUUCGUGAUCCAAGCUGUUUGAAGACUCAUAUGCGGGUACAUUCCAAAAAUUGACCUUUUCUAUUUAUAGAGAUAGAAGAUAUCUUGGACUUUCAUGCCAAAUUGCCUGUUUGGUUGCUGUUGAACAUCAGAUGUCUUUAAAGAAAAAAAGUACUUGUCAUAGUUAUGAAGUCCUUUCAUCCAUGACCCCCUUUUCCCUUUAUUUCAAUACAGUGAGGAUUGUCUGCCCUGGUUCAGCUCUUGUCUCGGACACACUAUUCUUUCUCUUUAUGGGGCAUCUGUUUACAGGGCUGACUGCCUUGCUGUGAGAUAGGCUUAGUUGCUGCCUCCGCAUAAAAUACCAAUACCCCCCUCUUCCCUCCCCCUUUAUUUGCUAUGUUUCUUUAUUUAUUGAUGUAAGAGUGUAUGACAAUAAAUGGGCUAGUACUUGUAUCACUCAUCCAUCAACAUCUGGUUUAUCAUCAUCUUUUUUUUUUCUUCCUGGUUUGUUGUUAGUGUUUUAUGUCAUGUCAAUAGCUUAAGCUAAAUGAAGCAAGAUCUGAACUUACAGUAUUAACUUUUUCAGUGACGAAUUUUACCAUCGCACCUCAAGACUGCCUCUUUUUCAUCCUGAUAUUGUGUAGAUUCUCCCAAAGGACUUAAUUGUUAAUAUAAGUCAUAUAAAUCAAUACAACAUUACAAUUGUACUGUUUAUUGUAAAGCAGCAGUCUUUUCUGUCUUUAUAGAAAGCUAGCUAAUUGCAGUUAUUAAAUAUCUUAGAAUGUAAAAUGUGUUUGCCUUCUUUAGUUCCUACAUUACACAUCAAAUGAAUUUUGCUUAUGUCCUUUCCUCAUCAUCCAUCGCUUGAAUUAUUUUUUAAUAUCUAACAUUUAUUUUCCAUUAACACAUUACAGGCCUAACACAUUACAUGCUUAAACAAUUCAUACAACUGCAAUAUAACAAACAUAUAUAACAAUACAACAAACAUGAGGUAUUGCAUGUCAAAAUAUAUGUAUAAAAGUCUAGUCACUGUUUAAAUUCUAGUCAACAAGUUGCAGAUAAUGUAGCCAUUGUUUUACAAUUUUUUCUUCUUUCAGUUCCAAGGAUGCAUUAAAAAUUUCAAGUUUAUAUCUAUGCUGCAGUAUCCUAAUGAAUGGUUGUAACUGGGGGUGUUUUUUUUUUUUAAUCUGCAGGAGUAUAUGCAUGAUUUAGCAACCAGUAAAAUUAUAUCCAGUACUGCAUCUGUCUUAAAGUUAUGACUGCUAUAACAAUAUUUUCUACCCCUAUCUGUUUAAUACAGACCUGGACAAGGGGCGGCCCUCGGGCCGCAUCCGGCCCGCCUGCCAGUAUGUAUACUAUAUAUAGUAUUGGGUAAAACUGAGUUAACUAUAUUAGUCCGGCCCUCUAAAACCAUCCCAAUUUCUCACGCGGCCCCUUGGGAAAAUUAAUUGCCCACCCCUGGUUUAAUACAUUCUUCCAACUGUGAGUAGAAUUUUGGGUCAUCCUUUAUUUGGUCCGUAUACACUACCAAUCAAAAGGUCUUUCUCAAAUAUUUUUAUCGCUGCCAUCACAUAAGUUCCUCCAUUAUCUCUGUAAAUUUUUUUAAUUGAGAAUUCAAACUUAUAAUUAAAUGUUAAGGUUUUAUUACCAAUGAAUAAAAAAUAUAAAAUUAUUGCUGUCUUGACACUCAUUUGUGUGACAUAAGGUGCAGUUACUUUUAAUAACAGUACAUUGUAUAACAAUUAAGCAUUCAAAGCUAAAUCUGAAAGACUGUCUUGAUUGAAGACUUAACCUGUUUGAGUUCUUUGAAUUUCUGGGUAUGUUGGAGCACUUUGCUGGCUAAAUAUUAAAAGGCUAAUAUAUUUA
Pomacea canaliculata is the source of this 6104-nucleotide messenger RNA. RefSeq names its product zinc finger protein 62 homolog. The transcript is spliced from 9 exons. The coding region runs from base 183 to 4313 and encodes 1376 amino acids. NCBI's taxonomy places the organism in Eukaryota, Metazoa, Mollusca, Gastropoda, Architaenioglossa, Ampullariidae. The record is from RefSeq and is a predicted model, not a curated record.